AUAUCCAAAAUCAGACCUCAUAAGAACACUCCCGUUUUCGAAUGCAACAUUGUGUCAAAAUUUCAAAUCCUGCCAUUGAUUCUAAAUUGUCAUAUACACGCUAAAAGAAACAUUCUUAAAUUAAAGGCCUGCAUUUAUGAAAUGACCAGUAAUAAAUCUAAUAUUCAUUUAUUCACGUACUUCUAACUAAGUUUAAUACGUUGUGUCAAAAUUACAAAAAAAUAUCAUUUAAAAAAUAUUGUUUAAAAUUAAAUUAUGGCUGGUUAUUAUAUAUUUUAUUAUAUACAAUAUAAAAAAUAUUUUUUUUAAUUUAUAAUAUCUAACAUGAAAUAUGAAAUUAACAUUAACGUUUAAUAUAUCACAUUUUUUAAAUAAACGACGACUUAUAUAACAAUAUCUCUUCGAGUGUUUUUUAAGUAUUCCAUUAAUAGCCGAGAUACUAUGAUUGAUCAGUUGACGUAUUAGAUUAGCUACGGUUAUGUAUGCAUUUUGUUUUUGCAUGUUUUUCAAAAAUUCAGACUUAAUUAUUCGAGUCCUUUAUUAUUCAGAUGAAUCUUUUUAUAACGUUCAAUAUUUUGACGAUGGCGGAGGAGCGACAGUGGAAAAUCCCAAUCAAAUUACUCGAUCUAUUGUCCAUGGAAUCACGAUUGCGUUCGCGAUGUUCGGAGCGAGAGAGUUCGGAGAGUUGACAAACAGGGAAGGAAAACGGGUGGGAAAAUUGGCGGAAAGAAGGCAGAGAGUGUGGAGAGGAAAGCGGGACGAGUGAAAAGCGAUCUCACAAAUCAGCGAGAGGCGGCAUCGAUCUCAACCACCCAUCCACCGCCAUCGGUUCUUCCCUUAUCCACGAGCUGUUUCUCCCUUCUUCACUUUCCCGGCGUACUUUUUUACCGCGCGUUCGCAUCGUGUGCGAGUAAAAUGGAAGCGGAGCAAAGAGUAUCUCGCAUAAAAGAAGAGAAUUCGACCGGUAUCCUAUCUCUACAGUCUUUCUAUCUCUCUCUCUCUCUCUCUCCCCCUGACGUUUGUUGUUUUCGACGGUUUCGUUGAGUCUGCGCCGAUAGAAGGCUUUCUGAUCCGAAAACACGUUCGAUGGAGCGUACGCUAACCGGAAGUAACGCGGAGCUUGGUUCACUAUGAAAAUUACAUUUGUAUCCCGCGGACGUUUUAUCCCGUCGGCGACCGAAGUAAAAAUCCGAGCCUGAACUUUUGAUAACGCGCUGACAGAUUUCAGAACGAGAGAGAGAGAGAGAGAGAGAGAGAGAGAGAGAGAGAGAGAGCCCGUUGGGUAGGAAAGAACGUGAUCCAAUCAGAUUUUUGACGUUUCCAUUGACUUUUCGGUAUGGCAGACCCCGUGCACAGGCAAACGUUGCUGCCAUUUCAUCGCAACUGCGACGCGAUGACACUUUAUCAUAGAAAUUACGUGAAAAGCUGAUGGUAACUUUCCGCGUUUUUACCUCACGACACAGGUUAAGAGUUUCAAGUACUCGAUCGCGCGUAAUUCUCGAUUUGUAUUCAUACGAGCAGUUGUUCUUCAUGUUAACGCACACACUUACACACAUACGUCUAAGCUCCGUUUGCACCAAUGUAGAUUAACUUUAACUUACAUUCUACAAUUCUACAUCUUUCUAGUUCUAACAAGGGAACACAACCAGUUCACCUCCAAUAUUAAUAAGCUUUAAAUUUGUUGAAAUACAGACAAAAAUAAGAGACACAUUUUUUUAUAAGUGCGUUUUUCGCAAGUGAAGAGGGUAAAAAACGUCCCUUUAUAAAAUUACUUAUUUUCUUUUGAAACGAAUAUCGUUAAAACUAUAAGAAAUUAAAAAAUUGUUCUAAAUAAAAAUUAAAUGAUUUCAUAACUACUCUUUAAUAGUGUUAAUUUUUUUUAUUUUUGUACUUUCACUACUUAAGAUAUUUUUUUAAAGCACUCUCGAAACCAGUCAACUUUUACUCAGAACUUGUUUUCUGUUUCCUACAAUUUCGACGAUAUUCACUUAAAAAAUAAGCUGUGUUUUUUUAAAAGGGUAUUUUGCCUCCCUUAACGCCCGAGAACAUUCUUACAUAUCUCCUAUUUUUGUCUAUAUUUCAACAUGUCCAAAGCUUAUUAAAAUCGGAGGGAAAACUUGCGUUUCUUUGUAAGAACGAAAGAUAGAAAGUAAGUUAAACCGAGAUUAGACAUUAAUCUGUAUCGCUGUAAACGUGUGUGAAUGCUCUUCGCCCUCCCUGCGUUUCUUGCGAGAAAGAAAUGCCGCUCUUCUCUCGUCCGCCACGUUAUUUUCGAGCUCGAAGCGCGACGCGGUGCGGCGCGUGCAUUUUUACUUAUCUUUAUCACGGCCGCGGAUCGGCUCGUAUUUUUACGGUUGGCCUUCAGCCGUUCGCGGCUCGUAUAUCUGUAACGUAAACGUCGAUAGCCGUCGGAGCCGCGCAGCGUCGUCAUAAAUGUUUACAAUCGACCUUCGAUCGUAUACCUCCACGGCUCGUUUACUUCGCGGCCGCCGUUCGGCACGUACGCGCGACACGCGGCGUACGCGCGCGCACGCUUCGAGGAAGAAACCCAGUCGACGUGCGUAGUAACGGAGAUAAUCGCCGUUUUCGUCCUCUCAAUACUCGUCGGCGAGGUCUCCGCUCUUUCUCCCUCUUUCCCGCGAGAGAGAGAGAGAGAGAGAGAGAGAUCGCUCACGCCUCGAGAUUCAACGAAAGCCGAUGCGAUGUCGUUCCUUAUCUCGGCAGAUCAUCUUACGUUAACGGCGGUUGCAUUACGUCGCUGUCGACACAUAUGGCUGUCCUCCGUUCAUCUGCGAACACGAUUUUCGAUGCUAAGCACCAUUCGUUCCGCAACGGAGCUCGAUAAUUGCGCGAUAAUUGGAAAUAUACCAGCUCUUUUUGUUUCGAAAGUGACGUGAUCCCGGGACAAUCCUAAACUGAACUAAUUGUUGUGGAUCACAAAGAGAAAAAAAUUAUGUAACAUUGAAUUAAUAUAGUCUCCGUUAUAUGUAAACAUGAAAACAAGAACAUAACUUUUUUUUUAAGAGUUUUGUGAUUUUUAAUUUUAGCAAAAAAUGAUUUACAUUUUUAUUUUAAUGUUAUAAUAUGCUCUCUAAACUCACAUCAGUGUAUUAUCACUAAUUUGCAGUGGUAUACUUGUAACUUUGGUAAUUAGUCGAUAUUCACUGUGUUUUAGUGAUUUUCACUUCAAAAUUAGUGUAUAAUCACUGAGAUGGUAUACUACUGCAAAUCAGUGAUAACACACUGAUUGCAAUUUGAAGAGUAUCUUACAUUUUUUCCCUUUUUUAAUUCAAAAAUAAGUAUAUUUUUUUUAUAAAACUAUAAAAUUAUUUUAUACGCGCAAAUUAUGUCUAUUUAAGAUUAUCAAUUUUUUUUUUUAAGAAGAUUUUGUAUUCUUAUUGAUAUGUGAGACAACGAUUGUUAACUAGAACAGAUCAGAUUUAAUUUUGUACUACUUUUUUUUCCCGUGCAAGUACUUUUUCUGUUCGAGAAGUAAUAAAGAUAGAAGACGGUUGGUCAAACGUGAAAGUCGAAUUGCCGAUGUGAGAUAAGUAGAAAGGAAGCGGUCAACAGCGUAGGUGGUAUCCUUUGCUGCGGGAGAUCGCCUUCAUGGCGCCGCGUUAGACUUUUAAUUAAAAGCUUCGUUCUCCGCCGCCUCGGCAUUAUCGUCCCGCGUUCCUGCGUGUUCCGUCCGCCAAUUUUACUUCUCAUUUACGGAGUGUACCAUGGGCAGCACUCGCAUAAUCGCGAGUAAUAUCCGCGUCGCAAUUACUCGCUCGCCCACCGCUCGACCUCUCGCAUCUCUCGUUGUCAUCUAAUUAUCUAUCGACAAAUAUAAUCACCACCCUGUCAAUCGUCAUUAGCAUUGAAAUGCAGCGGCCAUAAUCGCGAUUAAUCGCGGCGCAUUUGCGCGGUUACAAGCCUUUUUUUCUCUCUCAAACGCGCACGUGUAUACACGCAUACGUGCAUGUCGAAGACGUAACAACACGUGUAUCAGAUGCGAAACAGCAUUCAGGAAUUUUCUUAUCGGCGACCUCUGAGUAAGAGAAAAUAUCCCUGGUAUAUUUUUCUAAUUUUUUAGAUUACGCAUUUAUCUCGCGACGUGCACGAUCGCGGAAUUUCCCGGUCGCUGGUCAAUUCACUGGCGAGAAAGUCGUGCACGUCGCCGCCACUCGAUCGUCGACGACGACGACGACGACGAUGCGGGCGAGGCGACCGGAUGAGCGCCACUGGGACGGAUUUGUAGUAAGUGUAAGCAGAGCGGUACAGAUGCGUCCGCGCCCGCGCCACCCGCUUCCGCGCGAUCUCUCUCUCUCUCUCUCCCUUCCGCCCGACGGUUGAAUCCCGGCGCACCGCGAAGCCGUGAUGACGCAACGGCCGAAGUGGAGGAGGUUGUCGAUGUGGUGUACGCGGGCGACGCGUCGCGCGAAUGCGCCUGUGUGUAGUAAAGGCUCCGACGGCACGGCCAGCUGCACGAGAGGGCCGCCUUUAAGUCGCUCUUGCGUCCACGUCGUCGUCGUCGUCGUCGUCGUCGUCGCCGCUUCCCGCGCGCGCGCGCGCGCGCGCGCGUCGUCACACUUUUCCUUUUCCUUCUUUCUCCUUUCUUUCUUUCUUUCUUUCUUUUUUUCAACUUGGCAAUGCGGUUUAAAGACUUCUUAAAGACGAUGUUACGUUAACGUCGAGUCGGAUAUACGUCUUGGUUUCCUCUCCUACUCUCUGAAUCUCGCACAGAGGGAAACGAUACUCUGAGAAAGUGAACACCGAACAGUGUGCAAUAUUUAAAUAAUUUGCCAUCUUACGAGACUAAACAUUUUCCCAUAGAAGUGAAAUUUGACUCUUGUUGAGUGACAAAUCACUUUAACAAUUGCACAAGCUCAAUUUUUCAUUCAGCGAAACUUAAGGAGCAAAUAGUUAUAACUAUGCGAUUAAUUCUAAACUGUCAACUAUCUUUUUAUAAACAUGGCUUUAAUAUGAAAUGAAAAAGAAGGCAUGAUAAAAUUAAAAAAAAAACCAUUUUAAAGGAAUCUAACAGUUAUAAUAAUGUAUUCUUUAUUGUCACUGUUGACGCUGUUGUUGAAUGAUUUGAAAGACAUUGUAGCAUACAUCAACGAAUUCGUUUUGUUCCAAAGGCUAUCGAAAUCUCACCGUUGUUGUCGCAAACGUAUUCGCUGUAAAUAGGAACACGCCUAAGGAACGACAGGAACGUUCGUAACGAUAAUUUAAGCGAUUAAAACAGCGUUCCUGGUAGUACACUGACUGUUCCGCAGCGUGUACUAUCAGUGCGAUAUACACCGGUCGUACGCAGUUACGGUACACCCACGGUGGUUGGAGCAGCAGGGGGAGGGGUGGCGGAGGGACGGAGCUAAGGUUCGUUCUAGAAGUCGCAGAGUCGGGUGGCAUCGGGCAGACGGCCGGCAGCACGGAGCGGCCUCGGGUGCAGAUCGGCGGGCUACGGAGUCGCGCGAUUGCGCCGGCCAAGUGCCUCGGACGGAAUCGGAGGACGAGCGAGCACUGUCGAGUCCAGCCGAACGUAGUCGACGCCGCCGCCGUCGCCGUCGCCGCGCGUGCCUCCCCGUGCGCGAGAGAGAGGAAGAGAGAGAAAGAGGAAUAAAGAGAAAGAGGAGCCGGGAGGCGAUCGGCCAGAGCAGUCGCGAGACGCGUACCAGCGUACAGUCAGUCAGUGGCUGGCGACUUCUCGGAGCGUCAGGUUCUCCGUUACGGGGGGGACGUCUCGUCGCACCGCGUCUCCUGGCGUGUACCACGUGCGCAGACAGGCGGUGACAGCUCGUGCCGCCGCGCGACGUAACGCGACGCGAGGAUCGACUUUUCGGGGUUUUCUUCAACGAUGAGUCCCCCAUCCUGGCGUUUUUACGUCUCGAUUACUAGUGAAAGAGAAGCGCUAGCGAAAUUGACGAAAAAGCUCACACGGCGGUGCGUCGAUUUGUGAGUGGAUAUAUUGCGAAUGUCAGAACGUUAUGUUAUUUCGUUAUGUUAAUUCAGCAACUCGACGACGAAUAAAUCGUCACUCGACAGAUUGAACUCGAGCUCCCGCGAGGGUGCACCCUUCACGCAAGAUUCACCGACACUUGAAUCAAUUGAAUCAUUAAAUCUGAGACACGUGGGACGUGUAAAUCGUUAACGAAUUUCGCAAAGUGUCGCUUCUUUCCAAUUUUCGUCAAAUAUUGUACAAACGAAAGUGAGUCUUCGACGCGAUAGAAUCCGUGGAUGUCGUGACGUUCCUGUAAACUCGUCGCGACACGACUCGAAUAACGAGCUUAUCAUUAACGACGAGACUUUCGUUAGCAACUCUUAUCUGCGGGUUACGAGAAUAAACCUGACCGUGCCGCAAGCAGCGGCGUAAACAUUACGAAUGUAGAGAUCUCUCAAUCGAUUUCGUAUUAUCGUGUCUCGCGGAGGAAACUCCGAAACGAUCUCUCCGCGCGCGAGGGUGAGACUUUGAGAAUGAGAAUGCAAGAAUCACGCGAGUCGCGCGCCUGAGAAAACUGAGGGGGAAGAAAGAAGAACGGAAAAAAGGAACGGAACGCCCGAGAGAGGCUUUUCCCGAAACCAGCGGAAAAAUCGUGAAACGCGCAACGAACGAGCGAGCGAAAAAAGGAAAAAGGGAAAGAGGGAAAGGAGGAAAAGAGCGAAAGAGCGCACGCCGGGAGGAAAGAGUUGACGGAGAAGGGGGAGAAAUAGAGAUUUCUGGGCACGCGCACUUCCACCUGCCAGCGUGUAGUGGCACGCGCCGUACACUCCCCGCCCGCCUCCUCCCCCUGCUUCUACCCUCGUCGUCACUUGCGUUCGUGCCCCCGCAUCCCUCCACACACUCACUCACUCACUUUCUCGUACUCCACCCCCGACUAUCCGGCCUAUCUCUCUCUCUCUCUCUCUCUCUCUCUCUCUUCCUUUCUCGCGUGCCCUCCUGGCCCUAUCGCGGCGCCGCGCUUCUCCUGCCCCUCUCCCGUGGGAAUCCCCUCCCGUGUUCCUCUCUCACGCGUGCCACGGCCACCGGGACGCGCGGGAGUCAAUCGCUCGCGGUCUUCGACAGGGCGAACACAACCGACGACUCUCCUGCUCGACUUUUCGAACACAAAAGACUCUCUCUCUCUCUCUCUCUCUCUCUCUCUUUCUCUUCCCCCCCCCCUCUCUCUCUCUCUCUCUCCUUCCACUCUCGCAGACCACCUUUACCGCCUCCUCCUCUGCCGCGCGAUCUCUCGCACGUGUGUCUCCGGUUGGUGGAGAGGAGUCCUCUUGGGAGAGAAGAGAAGAGAAGAGAAGAGAAGAAGAGAAGGUAGCAGUCGUAAACGAGGAUGUUAUUUCGGUCCGUCGCGUCAGCGUUGUUCGCGCCGCGAAUGAGCCGCGUACAGUGGAUCGGGAGCAGUGCCGCGCGAGUUUCCCCGUUUUUCGUUUAAAAAGGGCAUUGUAGCAACCCUGCUCGAAGGGGGUGCCGAGAACGCCGCACGACGAGAGUCGUCAGCCGAUGUUUGCGUAUGAAAGAACCCGAAAGUCGCCCUCCUCCUUCGUCUCAUCCUCCUGCUGCUGCUGCUGCUGCUGCUGCUGCUGCUGCUGUGGUGCGUCCACUGCGUGGAGGGAGGCGUGCGCGGUCCCUCUGCUGUAAACCAAGCGAGCAGCGGGGCUACGGGGAGGAGGAGGAGGACGACGACGACGACGACGACGACGACGAAGACGAAGACGAAGACGAAGACGACGACGAGGAGGAGGAUAACGAGCGGCGUGCCGAAGACGAGAGCGCGCACGACGAAAGAAGAAGAGCGCAGAAGAAGAAGAGGAAGAAGAGGAGGACGACACGUGAGAGAAGAAACCGGGCGGAGGAGUGGGAAGCGCGCGCGGUGGCGACGCGCGUGCUUUAAACGCCGCAACGAAAAUAGUCUCGCGAGUGAGUUAGCCGACGCGCGAACAAAACAGCCCGAUAUGUAACAGUGUCGGGCGAGCGGUGACUGGAAUCGCGCAGACGAUCCUCCACUCGCCUUUCACCCUUCAUCUAAUUCAGAAGAAUCAGUUGUUGUGUCGGGCAAACGCCAACGACGUGAGAGGACCAUCAGGAGGCAGGCGGCUGUUAUCCGCUCGUUGGACCGGCAGCGGGGAAUCCGCGCCGCGUGCAUCCCGUGCGUCACAAAACCACCUGUUGACGAUUUACGAGGGAAAAUCGAAGCGCGUCGCCGCCGUCGCCGCCGCUGUCGUCGCCGCCGCCCCGCUACCGCGCGUCGCGAUUUUCUUUGUCGCGUACACUCGUGUCCAUUCCCACGCUCGAGAACAGAGAUCGAGAGGGAAGGAGAAACCGUCACGUCGUCGUGCGCUGCCACCUGCGAGGACACGAAGCGCAACGGGGCGUCGUUCUCGAGCUGUUUAAAACAGAAAAGUUGGAAAACUGUAGAGUUGCGAAUCUGCGGCGAGAAGAGGCGAGUGGACUGCGCUGGACCGCACGCGUAAACAAUCGCGCCGUACGUCCCUGAUUGUUUUUCACGGCCGGUUAUCGGCGAUACGCAUCUCUCGGUCGUCGCCGGCUGUGAGAACUCGACGAGGUCGGAGGUCAGGCAAUAGCUAGGCGGAUGAUAUACGCGGCGUGCAAGGCCACCACGUCGUCGAGAGAAGAAGUGCCACGCUUUCUCUCUCUCUCUCUCUCUCUCUCUCUCUCUCUCUCUCUCUCUCUCUCUCUCUUUCUCUCUUUCUCUCCCUCUCUCCUCUCUCGCUCUCUCUCUCUCUGUCUGUGAAAGAGGAUCGGUAACUCGAGGAGCGAGGAAGCGAUAAGCGGCCGAGAGAGGCGAAAAAGAAUUUCUCGAACGUCUCUUAGUGUCUUAGGGACGCUACGACAACGUCGAUGUGUGUGUUGGUAUAACGAGGACACGUCGUAGACGACGAUAGCUAGUCAAAUUGUUAAGAUGGGCAUUACAUUUGGUGCGCGAUCGAUAGGGGUAGGAAAGAUCGAAGCGCGCCGCACGCGCUAUUUCUCCGGGAGCGAAAGGGUUGAGUGAUUCGAAUUCGGUAUUGAGUGAGGAGCACUGUCCGACUUGUCGCGCCUUCUUUCCCGCGGUCCCGAGUGCCGUAAUUUAGUCGUAGUUCGAUCCCAUACCGGAGGAACGGCACAAGUAUAUCGAGCGUAUUCGCCUUUUGAACGUUUUUUACGAGAGAGACGUUUAAUAAUUAUUCGCGAUUAAUAACAACGUAAACGGACCAACGGGUGUACUACGCGUUCACCAAAAUCCACAGGAGGAACAGUGACAAGUGACAUCGCCGAACGGAAAGAUGACAUUCAAGUUUCGUUAAUGGUUACAUUCGGAACGACGAGAAACAUGUACUGAGCGUGUCGAGGGCGAAAUCCGCCGCAUUGAUAUAAUACGACUAUAAGGAGAACGAGGGAACUAGAAGGGGGCAUGGUGGGCCCCCCUCUGCCGGGGCUUCAGGCCCGGGUGGCCUCUCUGUGAAAAGAAAUCCUUCUUCUACCACGUCGUGCCUGCUACAUUAGACUGCCUGGAAUGAUGCAGCCGAAAUUCCUCAAGAGGACGACCGAGGAGUUGGAGCCAGCCGGUGGUGCUAGUGGCGAUGGAGGAUUCGGCGAGCCACCGGUCAAGCUACAAUGCACACAAGGGCAGCAUCAGCAUCAGCAGGGUCCGGGCGGCGGCGGUGGCGGUGGGCCUCAUCACGGCCACGGUCAGCAUCAGCCUGGAAACGGCGCGAACUCGACGGGCCCAACAGGUCCUGGUGGCGGUGGUGGCGGUGGCGGUGGCGACGGAAAUGAAGGUCUCACCAAGUUCCAGGUGCAAAUCGUUCAGCAGCUGGAGUUUACUACCUCGGCAGCGAAUAACUCGCAAGCUCAGGCUAUCUCUACGAACGUGACAGUGAAAGCGCUGACAAAUGCGUCGGUGAAGAGCGAUCUUUUGAACUCCUCAUCACCGAAGCCAGGUGCGGACACGUCUGCGUCGACUGGGUCGAGGCCGCAGCCCGGAAACGGCAACGGUCCCGGAGGUCCUAGCGGGCCCGGCGCUGGUGGUGGUGGCGCCGGUGGCGCCGGUAGUAGCGGUGGAAUCGGUUGCGUUGACAUCGGUAACCUGGUUGAAUGUAAACAGGAACCCGACAACGAGUUUGUGGAUCUGGAACAGUGCGCCGCGGCACUCGAAAAAGAUGCCGCGGCGAACGGCACCGGUUUUCCCGGCUUUUCCGAUUUCAUGGGCGACGACACCGGCGACGAGAUCAUCACGUCGGACGCGUUCAAGGACCUCAUAUCUGAGAUUUCAGACUUACAUACGGAGUUUAAGGAAUUCAUGAAAGAUUUUGAUUUUGACGACAAGAACGUCGAUACGCUAGCGAAUAAUGCCGCGGCAGCGGCCGCGGCCGCAGCUGCUGCUGCCAAUAACAACAACAACGGUAGUAACAACAAUAACGGGCUACCAACUAAUAAUGGACAGAUCAAGAUCGAGGACGACAAAGAUGCUAUCCAUCAGCAGCAACAGCAACAACAACAGCAGCAGCAGCAACAGCAGCAGCACGCCAAUGGCGCGAACAACGGCAUCAACAACAACGUCGGCAAUAACAACGGUAACGCGAUGCCAGCUAACUCGAGUCCGGGCGCUCUUGGCUCCUCGCAGUAUUCGCCUGCUCGACUUCCUUACUCCGGAUUGGACUUUAAAUCUGAGAUGAGCCCAGCGGCGCAGACGCUCAAGCAGAUGGCCGAGCAGCAUCAGCAUAAGAGUCAGCAACUGGGACUCGGUGGAUUCAAUCCUACGGCGGCAGCGGCUGCCGCCGCAGCGCGAGGCCCAGCCACGAGAUCCCCUUACGCCGAGUUUCCCCAAUUCGGCGGCGCUUCCGAUUACCUGGGGAGUCCCGGUAGCACCGGCCCGACUGGUGGACAGAAUCAGGCCACGGUUACAGGGACCGGCACGUACCACAAGAACAAUGGCACUCCGACCUUCCAGAGUCAGCAGACUAACGACAUGUUUGUCAGCUCGCAGACUCAGUUCGCUGCGGGCCUCGCGGAUAUGAAGAGGCCUCAGCCGACCGCGACGGGCGGCAAGCCCGGCAUGUUGGGGCCAACCGGCGGUUACAAGCAACAAUACUCGCCAUAUGGUAGUCCGGGUUCGAUGCCGAAUCACGGUAGCCCAGGAUACCCAUUGCCACCGCGAGGUUCGCAGGGAGGCGGACCUAACCAGACCGGUUCGCAAGGACCGUUCAAUACGACUUCCACGCCGCCGAGACCUCCCUCGGGACCCGGUACUUCUACCUUGCAGAUCAAUCAGGCACAGCAGCUGCACAUCGGUAACCAGAUACAGGUGUCGGCGGGCCAGCACAUGCAGCUCACGGGCGAUCUGAAGCCGGUCGUGUCCGUCGCGGCGCAACAGGGCAUGUACUUCAAUCAGCAGCAGGCGCAGAAUCAGGCCGGGCCGUCGGCGAAUCAGGCUGACACCUACUGCUCGGUCUCGCAGUCCCAGACCAUCAACUUCACCCAGCAGAGUUUGCGGCAACGGGCGGCGGCAGCGGCCGCCGGCGGAGUGCCGCAGCCGGGUGCCGCCGGCCCGGGCACGCGGGGCCAUCCGCAGCAGGUGCCGCCAGGCCAGGUCGAUCAGCACCAGCACGCAAAGCUUCUCCAGCAACAGCAAUUGAUGCGCGCGCAACAGGUAAUGCAGCAGCAGCAGCAGCAGCAUAUGGCAGGUGGAAUGGGAAGCGUAAGGCCACCACCGCCCGAAUACAAGGCCGCGGCCCAGGCGCAGAUGAUGCACGCUAGUAUCGGUAUGGGUCAGCAAGCGAGGUUCGCCAACGCUGGACCCAUGCGCAGAGUUACGCAACAACCUAUGCCGCCGUCGGGUCCGAUGAUGAGGCCGCAAAUGGCGCAACAGCAGCAGCAGCAGGCGUUACAUGCGGCCGGCGGUAAUAUGUACAUGGGCGGCGGCGGGAUGGCUGCCAUCGGCGGGAUGCAUCAAAUGCACCAGCGGCUAGGCUACCCGAGAACCAACAAUCAACGGCCGCCCAACGUCAGCGUUGGACCUCCGGACGGCCUUGGAAACAGUAUCGCGGGUCGCGGCGCCCAGCAGGAGUGGCGACACGUUUUGAUGCAGCAACAGCAACAGCAACAGCAGCAGCAGCAGCAGCAAGGCUUUCAGGCGCAAAUGCGCUCACAAUUCAAUCAGCAAAGUCACCAAGGUGCUUUCGGCAUGGGUGGCGCGGGCGGCACGAUGCAAAUGACCGCGGCGCAGAUGCAACACCAACAAUUAAUCCGCUCGCAGAAUGGCGGUAUAGCCGGUUCAGGGAUGGCCAACAGCACGCAGAUGCAACAGCUGUUGACGCAACAGCACCAACAACAAACGUUGGCCAUGCAGCAGAACAACAAUCAAAUGUCCCUGCAGAUGCAGAUGUCACAGACAACGUCCGUGAAUUCGGUCAAUGUUACCGGGACCGGUUCCCCGCUGCAUCCGCAUCAGCAGUACGGUGCGGGUAGCCCAGGAGUGCGCAGUCUACCGCCACCGCAGCAGCACACCCAGCCGCCACCACCGGCCACCACUACGGACCCGUCCGUGGCGGCGCCCGAUUUCAGCCUGGAAUUCCUUGAGAACCUUCCUACGGGAGACACGUCAAACUUCAGCGCUCAGGAGCUGCUUAAUUCUCUCGACUCUACGGCCGGCUUCAAUCUCGAUAUUCUGUAAUGGGACCACGCCUGCCCGGAUGUGGUCGGUUCGGAUGUCGGUGUCUGGCGGUAUGCCGGUUUUACUACAACGGCGGGGGCGAAUGAGAGAUCGAUUUCCCCUUAAAGUAUACACUUGGCGCGACGAUACCGACGAAUUUCACUUCGUCCGUCCGCAUAUCGACCUACCGCUUCCAAUACGCAUAGUUGAUUUCCUUUAUUGCGUCGACGAAUUAUUUGUCAGUUACAUUUUUGAAACAAGGAUUCCAUAGGAAUAUACCUUCUUAUUGGAAUCCACAGUUUUUAAUUAGUGAGAAACAUUGUCUCUAAAUGAGAUGUUUAACUCAGUUGAAUUUUAUGAGGAGUUUCAAAAGAAAAUAAUGAUGGAAAUGAAACAAUGUAAUAGAUAGAUUUACGGAUUCUUUGAAGUUCGAGUUUUUUUUUUAGGAAAACGGAACGCAGGUUGGUGAUAUGCAGGUACUUUGUUAUAUGUCGAUGACCGACAGUUGCGAGUGACAGUUACCCACCGGUGCGACAACGUCCCACAGCCGGUCGUAGUGCAUUCUCGGCUCGCCGCUUCCGCGCGGUCGCCGACUAUUCUUCUAGGCAAUUACAUUUUAGUAAAAAUUAAUUUUGUAAUAAUAAUCGCCGAGAAAGGCGCGGGAAUUUAGUCCCAUGGAAAUAUGGUGGCGUGGGUUAUCAAGAGGUACGUGGAAAUCGUUCUAUCGUCUCGUUUUCUUCGGUGAUACCGUGCGCAUUGAGGGAGAGAGCGAAACGUCGAGAGAAAGAGAGAUCGCGCGAUUUCCUAUUUUCCUUUCAAGUUUUUUUGCUCAUGCUGGGCUGGGCUACACCGAGAACGAUCGAUAAAAGACGAUGGAUAAAAUGAACUGAUUUUUACUCCUAGAGUGGCAAGUGAAAAUAAUGUUCUUUUGUACUUUUUGAGUUGUUGAGUCUGAUUUUGACUCUUAGAAAAUUUUGAUUUAUCAGAAAAAUAUUAAAAUCAACAUAUGAAACUAUUAAUAUAAGAAACUAUUUUAUAAGAAUAAUAUAUUAAUGAAAUCAUAAAGAGAGAGAUUUGACCGAUACAUGAAUAAUACAAAUUAAUAAAUGAAGAAAACUUAUUCGGUCAAAGUGGAUCUUGUUUAAAAAUAUUUUUUGUGUGAAUCUCAUAAUUUCCAGUAGUAAAAUACUAAAAUAAAAUACAAAAUAUUUUAAGAAAUAAACUAAUAAACAGCAAUGAUCUCAAGUGUCGUUAUAAAGCUUUAAAUAUCUUCUAUUGAUAUAAUGACCGUAGAUAUUAAUAUUUAAAACUUUUUUAGAACAUGAAUUAUUAAAGAUGAGAUUAUUGUGAUAUUUUACUGGCAAGAAAAUACGAAUUAAUACAUUCAUGAAACUUAAUAUUAUAAUGUUUUACUAGCAGAAAAACAUGAAUUAUUAUGUUCGAAUUAUAUUCAUAAAGUUCAACAAUAAUAAUGAGUAAUAGUUUCAUAUACUGAUUUUAAUACUUCUCUGACAAAUUAAAUUUUUCUGAAUAUCAGACUUAGCAAUUCAAAAACUACAAAAAAACAUUGUUCUUACUUGCCAUGCCAAGAGCUAAAAUCCAUUUUAUCCAUCUUCUUUUCCAGAGUGCCCGCGUCGACGACUUCGGCAGGUGCGAUGACUUCGACGGGCAUUCCGCAAGACGAUUCUCCUUUCUCUUGAUCCUUCACGUUGAAAUCCGCGCGAAAUAGAUAGAAAUAUAGAUACGAAGGCCGCAAUUUUAAAGUUUACUCGGUUGAAUCUGUUUCGGCCGUGAAAGAAAAAACCUGGUUACCUUGCGCCGGCUCAUCAUUGCAAAGAACGUCCAAGAUUUUCCUGGAUGAGCGAGCCUGGCCGGGCGUUAAUACUUUUUAAGGAUAAUAAUGUAACAAUAUAACGAUUAUAUUAUAUAUUAUAUCAUAAUAACAUAAUGAUAUAUCGUUAUAUUAUUACAUUAUUAUGGAAAUAAUAAUGUAGUAACGUAACGAUUAGAGGGUAACGUAUUUAAUUAUGCCAUUAACGGCACAUUUACAAUUAACAGCAAGUCAAUUAUCAAUUAUCAGCAUUCAAUUCUAAGUUUGCGACGCACGUAAAUACGAAAUCGCGCGCGCUGAUCCGAUCGAUCCGUUAUAUCAGAGAUUUAUGAUAAAAGGGAUAAAAAAGAAAGAAGGAACUUCCUCUCUCCUAAACGCAUUGUUAGCGCUAAUGCGAGAUAAAGAAAAUUAUUCAUUGUAUAUAGAUAUUACAAAAACUAGAAGAAAUUUGAGGCGUUAAGAUCGCACAGUUAGACGAUUAUGUAACAAUAAGGAACCUAAAAUAUAUAUAGAUAAAUAUUAUAGUGGUUACAGUGUUUAACGAGACGACAGUAAUAAUGCAGGUGAAAAUCGCGUGCACGUGAAAAAUUAUGCGCGACUGAAAGAGAGCGUGUGGUGAGAGAGACAUGAAACACGAAUGCAUCACGGCGACAGAGCACAUUUGUACACACAUAUUUAUUAAGUUUUAAUAUACCGAAUGUGCUGUGUCGCGUUACGUUGAAGUUGCACACAAAUUAGUCGGCGAUAAAGUAGAUUCCAUUUUCGAUCGCGGCGAACUACUCGGUAUUUUCUAAAUGGGGGCAAUCAUUUUUCUCUCGUAGGGAUUCGCGCGGAGUGUAUCGUCGAAAUAUUAUUCACCGUUCUUUUCUUUUUCUUACUUUAUCAAACGCAAUUUUGUAUGCUUUAUUUUAAAGAUUUUUUUAACCAAAUAAAAAAAGUAAGGAAAGACAAGGAAAAUCUUGAAGUUUGCGCUUUGUGUUGAUCGCAUAUGCGGAACCGUUAACAAUGUAUAAUAAUUCAACAAUAUAGUUCGAUGAUAUAGGGAUGGGAGAGGGAGGGAGAAAGAGAGAAAAAGGAAUCUGUGACUAUUCUUCCAAAUAGCGAUACAUUCCAUAGAUAACAAAAAGAAAAGAAUAGCGAUCUGUGGUUCGUCUAAUCAAAAAUACUGUUUUUAAAAAAGAAAAAAAGCACACGACAAAAAA
Molecule: messenger RNA, 15668 nt
Organism: Monomorium pharaonis (pharaoh ant)
Lineage: Eukaryota; Metazoa; Arthropoda; Insecta; Hymenoptera; Formicidae
Gene: mam
Product: neurogenic protein mastermind
Exons: 7
Coding region: 9498-12656 (1052 amino acids)
Biological process (GO): positive regulation of transcription by RNA polymerase II; Notch signaling pathway
Cellular component (GO): nuclear speck
Molecular function (GO): transcription coactivator activity
Source: RefSeq, a predicted model, not a curated record